AUGAAUCUUCCGGGUCCCGCACCUUCCAACCUGGAACACGCGUAUAUGCUUGCGAAUAAAUGGAUGAAUGCGAGUAAGCUGGCUGAACUCGUAAAAACGGAAGGUUUGCGAUACAACCGUCUUACCGGACUUGUCUACAAGAAGGGCAAGUUCUCGGCAAUCGAAGAGCAGCAGCUGAAAACAGCCAUCGAAACGUUUAAGGCGGGUCGGGGACUUACCGACGAUCAGAUACUGGAAAUCAUCUUCCAACGAAACGAGAAGGGCAAGGACAAUACAUUUUGGUCGGAGAUCACGACUGCCGUGCCCCAGCGUCCCAUUAUAGCUGUCUACCAUCACGUUCGGAGAGCGUUCCAUCCCAAGAAGCAACAGGGCAAAUGGACUCCGGAAGAGGACAGCAUAUUGAAACAAGCCGUCGUAGACCUAGGCCAACAAUGGGAAAAGGUCAGCGAGCGCGUUGGUCGUAUGUCCUCCGAUUGCCGGGAUCGCUACCGGAACCAUAUUGCGAAUCGUGAGCUACGUGUGACCGGGCCAUGGAGUAAAGAAGAGGAGGAAGAGUUGACACGAAUAGUGACGGAAAUGACUAUUCAACAGGGUAAGGACCUCGACAAUGACGUGUUCUGGGGGAUAGUCAGCGAUCGGAUGGGCAACCGACGUGGAAGGCAGCAGUGUCGGAUAAAAUGGACGGAUUCACUCAGUAAAACCGUCAAGAAUGAGGGUCAGAAACCGCGGUGGAGCCCCCAGGAUGCAUAUAUCCUGGUCCACAAGGUGGAUUCACUCAGAGUCAGGGAUGACACGGAGAUAGACUGGAAAACGCUUCCUGACCAGGAUUGGAAUUUGUGGAGCGCGCAUUCCCUACAACGACGGUGGCUCACGAUGAAGCGGAGUAUCAAGGGGUACGAGGACAUGACACACCAAGAAAUCAUGGAUAUUCUUCGCGUCAAAAAGGCACAUUUACCACCCGCCGCAGCUUCGAUACGUCGCCGGAAGGUGACGAGUGCCGCCAGUGUGGACGACCAUGAGUCAGUGGUUGAUCCCGAUUUCGAUAAGGACACUAGUACUAUUCCAGAGGCGGGCCCGAGUGAGGUUGUUUCUGGUAUCUAGAACGGCUGGGGUGCGGAUUGAUACACUUCCAAAAGUUGUUCACUGCGUGUGCAUCCCAUACACUGGAGGGGGGUAUGAACAGAGGGACGCACAGUGUAAGCCUUACACCGUCUUCUCCACAUCGUCCUGCGUACCCCGAACGUAGACAUUAUAAUGUGUAUAAUGCAACGGACAUGCUUCAACGCAUGCCUUGCUGUCGCAUAUAUGUAGAUGGUUUAGAAAUCUGCACGCAUGCUUUUGUAGUCGCGUAGGAUGAUGCCGGAUACAAGUCAGAAAUGAUCAGACUCCUCCAA
This is a messenger RNA of Pisolithus orientalis, 1394 nucleotides long. RefSeq lists its product as uncharacterized. The transcript has 8 exons. Bases 1 to 1101 code for a protein of 366 amino acids. NCBI's taxonomy places the organism in Eukaryota, Fungi, Basidiomycota, Agaricomycetes, Boletales, Pisolithaceae. Gene Ontology annotation, cellular component: nucleus. The record is from RefSeq and is a predicted model, not a curated record. Gene Ontology annotation, biological process: regulation of DNA-templated transcription. Gene Ontology annotation, molecular function: DNA-binding transcription factor activity; transcription cis-regulatory region binding.